UUGGUUUUGGGUAUAAAACAAAAGAAACGCAAGCAAAACCGAAUGGUCGAUCAUUUUUAUAGUCCUCUCCUCUAGUCUCUUUAGUCUCUACAGAUACAAAUAAUAUCUCUCUCUCUCUCUCUCUCUCUCGGUCUCGCUAAGCCUGGUAGAAAUGGGGAUAUAUCUAAGUGCUCCAAAAACUGAGAAGGUAUCAGAAGAUGGUGAGAAUGACCGACUUAGGUAUGGGUUGUCGUCAAUGCAAGGGUGGCGUGCUACCAUGGAAGAUGCUCAUGCAGCUUAUCCAGAUUUGGACAGGUCCACCUCUUUCUUUGGUGUAUAUGAUGGUCAUGGAGGUAAAGUAGUUGCUAAGUUCUGUGCCAAGUAUCUUCACCAACAAGUGCUUAAGCAUGAAGCAUAUCUAGCUGGAGAUUUAGGUACUUCUGUACAGAAUUCUUUUCUCAGAAUGGAUGAGAUGAUGCGUGGACAAAGAGGAUGGAGAGAAUUAGCAAUAUUGGGAGAUAAAAUGGACAAGUUUUCUGGUAUGAUAGAAGGGUUGAUAUGGUCUCCUAAGGGCAGUGAAGUUAAUGAUCAUAUUGAUGAUUGGCCUUCUGAGGAGGGGCCUCACUCUGACUAUCAUGGACCAAAUUCGGGAAGCACAGCUUGUGUAGCAAUCAUCCAAAACAACCAAGUUGUUGUUGCAAAUGCCGGUGAUUCUCGUUGUGUAAUGUGCAAAAAGGGUCAGGCAUAUAAUUUGUCUGAAGAUCACAAACCCGAUCUUGAGCUUGAGAAAGAAAGGAUUCUGAAAGCUGGUGGUUUUAUACAAUUUGGUCGAGUCAAUGGAAGCUUGAACUUGGCAAGAGCUAUUGGAGAUGUGGAAUUCAAGCAGAACAGAUCUUUGCCAGCUGACAGGCAGAUUGUUACGGCCAACCCAGACAUAAAAACUGUUGAGCUUUGUGAUGAUGAUGAGUUUCUUGUUCUAGCUUGUGAUGGGAUUUGGGAUUGCAUGACAAGCCAACAACUAGUGGACUAUGUACGGGAACAGUUGAAGACUGAAAGUAAACUUUCAGCUGUAUGUGAGAGAGUGUUUGACAGGUGUUUGGCACCUUCUGCUGGUGGUGAGGGAUGUGACAAUAUGACCAUGAUUUUGGUUCAGUUCAAAAAGCCUGUUGAUUUAGAUGCUUCUGUUGGUGAGAAGAUUCAAAAGGAGCAGCCUUUGUCAUCUGAUCUAGUCUGAAACGGAGACUGAAUCGAAGUAGCUGGGUCUCUUUAUGCUUACCAAUAUUGCUACACGUUUUCUUGCAAGUUGAAGCUGUGGAGUGCACUGGAAUUACUGGAUUCGGAUUCAUUUAGAAAGUGACUUCUGAUCACGUGGCUGUAAAUGUUCAAAGAUAUUUCUAAUAGUGGCUUAGCUACUUGAGUUCUGUACAUGUGUCUGGGUCUCUAGAUUUUAAGAGACUUACUGCAAUUUGUCCAAGAUCAACGGUCAGUUAUUGUAUGACAAGAACGGCAUAAACUUUACAGGUCUUUUUUUAGGAGUACCAUUGUAAUUAGGAAAAAUGAGAUGAUCAAGCAUUAUGGAACACGCCAUCUGCUUCAAGGAAAGACCAAUGAGGAAGUUUUAUAUAAUCUAGUGCUUCUUCUCACA
Molecule: messenger RNA, 1624 nt
Organism: Quercus robur (English oak)
Lineage: Eukaryota; Viridiplantae; Streptophyta; Magnoliopsida; Fagales; Fagaceae
Product: probable protein phosphatase 2C 60
Exons: 11
Coding region: 152-1213 (353 amino acids)
Biological process (GO): protein dephosphorylation
Molecular function (GO): protein serine/threonine phosphatase activity; cation binding
Source: RefSeq, a predicted model, not a curated record